Cololabis saira (Pacific saury) is the source of this 4565-nucleotide messenger RNA. It is a transcript of the gene tada2b, whose product is annotated as transcriptional adaptor 2B. The transcript has 2 exons. The record is from RefSeq and is a predicted model, not a curated record. Lineage: Eukaryota; Metazoa; Chordata; Actinopteri; Beloniformes; Belonidae. Gene Ontology annotation, cellular component: SAGA-type complex; nucleus. Bases 54 to 1532 code for a protein of 492 amino acids. Gene Ontology annotation, molecular function: transcription coactivator activity; zinc ion binding; chromatin binding. Gene Ontology annotation, biological process: regulation of transcription by RNA polymerase II; chromatin remodeling.
UGCGCAGGCGCGAAGCUCUGCCUCCAACAGCAAGAAGCAAGGAGCCAGCCAAGAUGGCGGACCUCGGGAAAAAGUACUGCGUGAACUGCCUCGCAGACGUAACAAACCUGCGGCUCCGCUGCACCGAGUGCUCGGAUAUCGAGCUGUGUCCGGAGUGCUUCUCGGCGGGGGCGGAAAUCGGCAACCACCGCCGAUGGCACGGCUACCAGCAGGUCGACGGUGGCCGCUUCUCGCUGUGGGGUGCAGAGGCUGAGGGAGGAUGGAGCAGCAGGGAAGAGCAAUCGCUGCUCGAUGCCAUCGAGCAGUAUGGCUUUGGAAACUGGGAGGACAUGGCUGCUCAUGUGGGAGCAUCCCGCACUCCCCAGGAGGUCAUGGAGCAUUACGUCACCAUGUAUAUCCACGGAAACCUGGGUAAGGCCUGUAUCCCCGACAACAUUCCCAACCGGGUAACGGACCACACCUGCCCCAGCGGGGGGCCUCUGUCCCCCAGCCUCACCACCCCGCUGCCCCCCCUGGACAUCAGCCUGGCGGAGCAGCAGCAGCUGGGCUACAUGCCGCUACGCGACGACUACGAGAUCGAGUACGACCAGGACGCGGAGAAGCUCAUCAGCGGGCUGUCCGUGAACUACGACGACGAGGACGUGGAGAUCGAGAUGAAACGAGCCCACGUGGACAUGUACGUGCGGAAGCUCCGAGAGCGCCAGCGGCGUAAAAACAUCGCCCGGGACUACAACCUGGUGCCCGUGUUCCUCGGGAGAGACAAGAAGGACAAGGAGAAGGAUAAGCCGGGGGGUGUUGGAGCCGUGACGGCCUCUGGGGCCGCGGGCGGAGCGGCGGUGGGUUCUGGAGCGGCGGGAUCCGGCUCCACGACCGCGGCGGGGUCGGCCACCCCGAGUACCCCCAAGAGAAAGAUCACCAAGGAGGAGAAGGAGCAGCGGGUCCGGCUCCGGGCCUUCUGUCAGUUCAUGGCCCAUCGGGAGUUUGAAGACUUUUUCGAGAACAUGCACAAGGAGCGAGUGCUGAGGGCCAAGGUGCGCGAGCUGCAGCGCUACCGGCGCAACGGCAUCGCGCGGCUGGAGGAGUCGGCCGAGUACGAAGCCGCGCGCCACAAGCGGGAGAAACGCAAGGAGAACAAAAACGUGGUCUCCUCCAAACGCGGCGGAGCCGGAGGGGGGCUGAGCUCGGGGAUGGGACUCGGGAGCGGAGCCGGAGGAGGAGGAGGAGGCGGCGUGGGAGGGAUCGGAGCGGGAAGCGGGAUCAAAGAAGAGGGCAAAGAUGGGGAAUUUGCAGCUAUUGAGAACCUGACGGGUUUUGAGCUCUUGUCGGACAGAGAGAAGGUACUGUGUAAUUCUCUCAACCUCAGCCCCACGCGCUACCUGACUGUGAAAACCAUCAUCAUCAAAGAUCACCUGCAGAAAAGGCAAGGCAUUCCAGCCAAGAGCCGACUACCGAGCUAUCUGGACAAGGUUCUCAAGAAGCGCAUCCUCACCUUCCUCACGGAGAGCGGCUGGAUAUCCAGAGACGCCUCCUAGCGUUUGUUUCCCAUCCCUCGAAGGCGGCGGACGAUUGCGGGUAGCCGAUAAGCCAAAUGCUCAAGGGGCAGGACAGAACUACAGGCUUUCACGAUCUACUCUUACAAUUGUUUUUCCAGGGUUAACUUUGUGAAUAUGUACAUUUGAAAAGGAAAAAAACUGAUGACUCGCUGGAAAAUGUGAUAUUUUCGUAACAGAUUGAAGUACAAAUGUAAGCAUAUAUUUUUGCAUCUGAAAGGCCUGAGGAUAGCUAAUAGCUGUGGGUGCAACGUGCUUUUCUGCCUACAAUCAUUUGAAAUGCCAGUGACGGUGCAGCUUCAGAGUUGCUUUGGGGUCUUGGCAACGGAUUCUUGCAGAUAUUGAUAUAAAACCAACAGUAUGAAUUGGAAUAGGAAGGAAAAGGGGUUUCUUGGACGUGCAGUGUUCCCGGUUGAAUAUUUCAUGACGUUGUGAUACACCCCCUGAAGUGCACUUGGGGACAUAUCCUGAGUGAAACAUGGCUGCAAACAGAAUUUUCCGGCACUUGCUCAUUGUACACCUCAAUCCAGGCUCACACAGAGCUGCUCAUUUUAAUAUUUACACUGAUUUUAUUUCACUGCCACUAUAGUUGUAUCAAAGCUGGGUUGGCCGAGGAGGAAAUGCCAAAGAACAGGUUAAAAGUUUUGGAAAAAGCAAACAAUUUCAUAUACAGUUUGAUUUGUCUUUCAUUUAAGGUUUCCUGACAGACUUUGUUUCCCUUUUAAUUGUGUGAAAUACUGUCUAUACUAUACCGACACUAUCGGCUUUCAAACACUGCUAAAUCCCUUUGGCUUUGGGAUAGAAAUAUAUGACAGGAUUUAAGGUUUAAUUGUAGGGUUUUAAGUUUGUAAAUUUGUUUGGAAACUCAUGGAAAUGCGCGUGUAGUUAAAAAAAACCUUUCAAAUCAGAACUUUUAACUGUAUAUCAGCAUCUACAUCAGCAUGACCUUAACGUUGAACAGAAAAUAGGAAUUUGACCCAAUAACCUCGAUUAUUGUAUCAUCUUUGCAUAGCUUUGAAUGUUUUGCUGUUUUCAUGGCACAAUACAGGUGACAAGGAAAGUUUACAAGUUUGGCCGCCCACUUCUUUCAGCUUCCACGGUGGAGUGUAAAACAGAUCCAGCAGCCCCUGAAGUGGCUCGUUAGUUUUCACCAACUACCUUCACUUAGCUUGGAGGACAGAACCUAAACCUCACAAAUGAUCCUCAUCAGUUUUCAGCUCUGAAUGUUCUUUUGUAGGUCAAGCCGAGCAAGUGCCCUCACGUUGUUGAAAUGUAAGUCACAUUUUAGUCGUUUCACCACCGGAACUUGUGCUAAAAUAGAAGAAGAAGAAGACACGAGAAUGUGUGAGCCGAUGCUGGAGAAUCUGCCUGUGUCUCUCUAUCUCAGAUGUAGUCAUCCUCUAGGGUUGUAAUACAGGUCUGGAAUGCCAUUUAUGUUUUGUUGCAUAGAACAUGUAUCACUGCACUGACAUUAAUAUACAGUUUUGGUCCAGAUUUUACUUCGGAUUUUUAAGAUUCAAUUAAAAAAAACAACAAUUGAUGGAGCUGGAUGCAAAUGCAUACAAAAGUGGUUCAACUUCUGCCAUGUUUAAGAUGCUUUCCUUGCUCAUCGUGAGCCAUUCCUUUGAAUCCGGCCCGUUAGAACAGCUACGGCACGGAGGACAGUGUUCAUGCAGCCAUCAGCAACCGCCGGAGUGCAAUAGUUGCAUUGAUCCUGGACAGAAUUAAGGCCCAACAGAUGCACUUUUCCAUCUACUCUUGUCAUAGUUUACAGUGCCUCCUUCACGUCUGAGUAGAGUAGAAACAAAUGUGCAAUCUGAGUUUGUAACUUUACAGGAAUAUGUUUUAAUGAGCCCCCAACAACAUGAGCCGUUAACCCAGUCGGCAAAUGUUUUCAGAAUUGGAUGUUAGACCGGUCAGAUCUCAGAUCAGCUUAAAUCCCCGUAGUGGAGUUUUAUUGCAACUAAAAAAAUGCUUUGCUAUAAACUCAACACACACUGCAGAUGUGAAAUAAUUAGGUUUGUUUGCAGUUGUGGACAAAGUUAACAUAAAGUUACCAUUUCAACUUAGACUGUCAUGAUUUGAGCACCUUAUGUCAACGGUAAAUCUGAGCUGUCGCCAUGGCGACCAUGCCAGCAAGAGUGAGGGGGGACUCGUCCGGCUGUCACAAACCGUCUUCAGCUAAAGUUUGUACAAUUACCAGGCUAAAUAUAUGUGUGCUGGUUCUAUCACUGUGACAAGGUUGGUUGUUUUGUUUUUGUAAUUUUGUUUUUUUGUUUUUUUUUGGGGGGGGGGGGGUUAUUGGGCUCCUUACAAAACCUUAUCCAGUUCUUCUGAUUCUUUUAGUUUGAAUUGGCAGUUAAAGUACCAUAAGUCCAGGCAUGCAGGGGAAACGUAUUUAUGUGAUGUAAGCCAAAAAAAAAGACUGAAGCAGUUAUUAGAUACGCAGCUAGGUAGCAUGGUUGUUUCAUCCCAGUUCCUUUUUAGGAGCAGAUUUACAAUAUCACACCGUUAGGUUCAGGGUCAGCUCUCCCUCACCUUCAAUAUCUUCUGGUUUCAUCAUAUCAGCUCUUGCCUAAAACUGCUGAACAGAAUGUCAGUGAAAGACUAUUUCAUAGUCUUAUUUUGUACAGUAUAUUCCUCAUAUGCUUAACACACUUUAAAGAGAUGAUUUAAUCCAUUUAAGCACCAAGCCCUCGGUGCAGUUGCACCCCGCUCCCAUCUAUCUGUCGUCUCUUUUCCAGUAAAAGUGCAGAAGUAUUUUUUGGUAAGGAGAAUGUAAUGUUUAAAUAAAGUUUGGGUGGGUCUGGGGGUAUAAUGGUGGGAUUUGUGGAAUUUACAGUAUUUUUGUCAUGGAAAUUUUAAUACGUUUUGUAUUUAAAAGAAAAUGGAGGACAAUUGAGAGCAUUUUAUAAAGCGAUACUUCCACUGAUGGAAUACUGUCUGCUGUCAUGGUUCAUGUCUCAUUGUGUUGAGCUGGUUUGCUUUUCUAUUACUUUGUUGUUUAUAAGAUAU